Messenger RNA from Panonychus citri (citrus red mite), 1580 nucleotides. RefSeq names its product acyl-CoA:lysophosphatidylglycerol acyltransferase 1-like. Gene Ontology annotation, molecular function: acyltransferase activity. The record is from RefSeq and is a predicted model, not a curated record. The coding region runs from base 34 to 1161 and encodes 375 amino acids. Gene Ontology annotation, cellular component: endomembrane system. The transcript is spliced from 3 exons. Lineage: Eukaryota; Metazoa; Arthropoda; Arachnida; Trombidiformes; Tetranychidae.
UCAUAUUUUAAUAAAUUAUUACAAGUGAUAAAUAUGGAACUGCUAAUUGUUAAAAAAAAAGUUAUAAAUUUUUUAUUUUUGAGCAAUUGUGUCGCAACUGCGAUUUCGCUAAUUGUAUUGUAUUGUCUGAUUUCACCAUUAAAAUUAGUUUCAUAUUCAUAUUUUACUAAAUUGGACAAAAUUUUCUUAGCUUCGCUUGUCAAAAUUAUCAGUGUUUGGUUGACGUUAUGCUAUAAAGUGAAAGGUUAUCGGUUUGGUCCUGAUCCAAGUUCAGUUAUCGAUUUAUCAUCACCAUCCGUAAAAGUAUUGUUUAUUUCUAACCAUCAAACAAUCAUGGAUUCUCUAAUUUUUCAUUCGAUAUUUCUCGAUAAUAAGUUUGUAAAAUUCGUUAUUGUUUGGAGUAAAUAUUAUCGCUAUAAGGCUAAUGGACUAAUUAAUAAAAUACGAAAUGAUUUUGGUGUUGAUUCGAGUUUCAAGAAAGGUGAUUUCGUUGAAUACUGGGCGCUGAACUCGAGAAAUUACAAAACUAUUGUUCUUUGCCCGGAAGGUGGAUUUAGAAGUACAUACUCGGAAUCAAGUUUCAGAUAUGCUGAGAAAAAUGGUUUACCCCAAUUGACCAGAACUGUUUGGCCUCGAGCUCGGGCUUUUCUCGAUAUUGUUGAUAAAAGAAAUGGUUUCACUCAUAUUAUUGAUGCUACAAUAAUAUAUGAUAAUAUCGAUAAACUUACCAGAAAUUUGUUUCUUCAUACAGAGCAGUUAAUGGGCAGUUCUUUCUAUUCUGUGAUCAGAGUAUUCGAGAUCAUUGAUGACGAUAAAAGUGAGACAAUCAACGAUUAUGACCAAAUAGUCAACGAUUUUAAUAAAAUACAAUCAUUAGAAACAGUUGAACAAUCAGAUUGUGUUUACAGAGUACCAAGAAGUAAAUUAAACGAAUCGUGGUUACAACAGUUAUGGUUAAGUAAAGACUUGAUGAUGAAUUCAUUUUACCAAGACAAGGAAAAUUUCGUUGACAAAUUCAAGCCUAAUUGUUACAAUCAAAUCAAUUUAUUUCGUAUCAUGAAUUUCUUGCUCGCCAAUGCAGUCUACAUCCCAGUGGGAUCAGCAACAAUAUACCUCAUUUAUUUAUCAAUUGUUGCGAUUUUUAAGAUUUUAAUUUGGUAAAUUCAUCAAACUCACCAAUCAAGAGAGAUCAUUAAAUAGCUAAUUGUUGGCUGUAAUUAAUUAUUUAGUUAGUUUGAGUUUAAUUUAUUAAAUGUGUGGUUUUUAUGGCUACGAAAUUGUUUAAUGUAUUGAUCGAAUUGUUUCACUCUAUCAAACAAAAUGCUCUUUUUCCAUAUUAAUCAACAUUGUCACAUUUGAGCUCAUUGAUCAAAUCAACUUGUAACUUGAAAUUUAACUUCAGUACUUGAAAAUUAACAAAUCGUAUUCAUUAACCAUCAACUUAUAAAUUGUUGUAAAUAUAAAAUUUAUUAAUAAACAACGAAUGUUAUUAAUGAUUAUUAAGAUAAUUGAUUUGAAAUGUAAAUUGUUUUCAAUUGUAAUUGUAGUUUUUAACCAAAUUGAUAUUUGAUUAAGGUUGU